CUUAAUAUGACUAGGUAUCUAGUUCUUUUAGUAAAAUUUAUACUUAGCCACCGAGGAUUAACCUAUAUAAGAUUCUCUAUCUCCAGUCUGAAAUUUUGUGCAAGUAUAAAUAUAUUUGACACAAGUAACUUGAUCGAAGUCACGUACAUUUAUUUAGGGAAUCUGAAUGGGGUUUCAGCUCUUCAAGACUCCUGGUCACGGAUCAUAUGAUACCGACCCCUUGCUCGAGGCAGCAACGACUUCCGCCGCCACAUAUAGCAGAGAUCUGGAAGCCGAUGACAGCGACAGCGAUGAUGAUAAUGACGAAAACCAAGAUGUGAAGGAUGCACGCACCGAGAGGCUCCGCGAUACAGGAGGGUGGCUCGGAUACCUGAGAGACUUCACGAUUUUCUUACCCUACGUAGUGCCUCGUCGGGAUUUCAAGGUGCAGCUUUGCCUGCUCAUCUGCAUCAUCACACUCGUUUUAGAGCGUCUCAUGCAAGUCGCGAUACCUUAUACCCUCGGGAUAAUCGCAGACAAAGUCACAUCUGGAUCUGCACCUGUCCAAGAGCUUCUGGUUUUCCUUGGUCUCGACGUUCUGCACGGCUCUUCAGGCCUCGGUCUCAUUCAGGAUCUAUCGAAAAUUCCCAUCAAGCAGUUCUCGUAUAAAAGGCUUACCAACGCCGCCUUCAAUCAUGUCAUGGCACAAUCGAUCGACUUUCAUUCAACACAGGAUUCAGCCGAGAUAAUGAAGGCGGUCGAGCAAGGAGAAGCUGUGGGCAACGUGCUAGAGUCCGUGGUUUUUGACAUCGCACCACCCUUGAUCGAUGUUAUUGUUGCCUGCACUAUCUUCUACCAAAGAUUCGGACCUGCAGUGGCAAUGGUACUGUUUGGCGCGUCAGUGGCCUACUUGGUUUUGGAAACUUCUUCAACCCGACUCACAACUGACGACCGGAGGAAGCUGACGAAGGCAGCGCGAGUCGAGACUCGUAAGAUACAUCAAGCGAUCCAAGGAUGGCAGACCGUGGUCUACUUCAACCAAUUCCAUCGUGAGACUCGGAACCUGGCCGGUGCAGUGUCUGAACACAUGAAGGCCAAGACGCGAUUUGAGGCGCGACAAGCGCUCAUCCAAGCCCUGGUGGAAUUGUUUGUACCUGUCACUUUCUUCACACUGGCCUACCUGGUUCUACGACACAUCGCUGCCGGAACAGCAUCACCGGGAGACUUUGUCUUUUUCUUGACGUAUUGGGAUUCAAUCAUUUACCCACUGAAGUUCCUGACAGAGCACUUCCGCUGGCUCGUGAGCGACUUUGUCGACGCCGAGAGACUCCUUUUUCUUCUCAAGACUAAGCCAUCGAUCGUCGACGCGCCCGAGGCGUUGCCCCUUGCCCCUUGUGUCAAUGAAGUUCGUUUUGAUGAGGUUUCUUUCCAGUACGAAGAAGGCCGUUACGCACUACAAGACAUCUCGUUUACCGCCUCGGCGGGACAAGUUGUCGCGCUCGUUGGUGAAACAGGUGCCGGCAAGUCGUCAAUACUAAAACUGCUCUUGCGUAUGCACGACAUCACAGCUGGCAGUAUUACCUUCUCAAAUCAGGAUAUACGGGAUGUUACGAUCAGUUCCAUUCGCAAUGCUGUAAGCGUUGUCCCCCAGACUCCGAUGUUUUUCAAUGCGCCCAUCAUAGAGAAUGUGCGGUAUGCGCGCAGCACAGCAACUGAUGAAGAUGUACACGAGGCGUGUCGCGCAGCUGCUAUACACGACACUAUCAUGCGUUACCCAGAAAGCUAUGAUACGCAAGUUGGUGAGCGCGGAGUCAAGCUGUCGGGAGGUGAGGCGCAGAGAUUGGCAAUCGCACGGGCAUUGCUCAAGAAUGCACCAAUUGUGCUGUUAGACGAAGCAACUAGUGCUGUUGACACAAUUACAGAAGGGCGAAUCAAAAGCGUGUUAGGGAAUCUUCGGCGGGGGAGGAUUUGGAUAGUAAUUGCACACCGACUCAGCACUAUUGUAGAUGCCGACCAGAUCUUAGUGUUACACGAGGGCCGUUUGGUUGAGAAGGGGAGCCAUGCUGAGUUAUGCGAGAAAAGGGGAAGAUACUGGAAGCUUUGGGAACAGUCUUAGAGCAUCAUAUUGCCGAUAACAUAUUGAGUUCUACACGGUUUCAGCCACCGCCUACGCACUUAUGCCUAGUAAAGCAGUCAUUGCAAACAGAGAGCACUGUGCGAAUGUUCUCUUCGUUGCUUCGCUAUGAUCGUUGUGGCAGUCUGCCUCCAUCUCCGUUUAACGUAACUAGGUAUAGAAUAGAGCG
Messenger RNA from Aaosphaeria arxii CBS 175.79, 2282 nucleotides. Its product is annotated as P-loop containing nucleoside triphosphate hydrolase protein. Gene Ontology annotation, biological process: transmembrane transport. Bases 167 to 2095 code for a protein of 642 amino acids. Gene Ontology annotation, cellular component: membrane. NCBI's taxonomy places the organism in Eukaryota, Fungi, Ascomycota, Dothideomycetes, Pleosporales. The transcript has a single exon. Gene Ontology annotation, molecular function: ABC-type transporter activity; ATP hydrolysis activity; ATP binding. The record is from RefSeq and is a predicted model, not a curated record.